Molecule: messenger RNA, 4861 nt
Organism: Corvus hawaiiensis (hawaiian crow)
Lineage: Eukaryota; Metazoa; Chordata; Aves; Passeriformes; Corvidae
Gene: SHOX
Product: short stature homeobox
Exons: 5
Coding region: 379-1254 (291 amino acids)
Biological process (GO): regulation of transcription by RNA polymerase II
Cellular component (GO): nucleus
Molecular function (GO): DNA-binding transcription factor activity, RNA polymerase II-specific; sequence-specific double-stranded DNA binding
Source: RefSeq, a predicted model, not a curated record
UCUCUUCCUCUCUCUCUCUCCCUCCCCCCCGCUUUUUCGCUGUUGCCUCUUUGCCUCCCUAAAUCAAGGUGCAAAGAUGCCAAAGAGUGAUGAAAUGAAAAGAAAGCCAAUUGCUGGACUGAGGUGGGGGAGAUAGCUGCUCGGAGUCCGCCUGCGACUAUGGAGCAGUCAGUAAUUGCUGGAGACAGGGAGAGCUGGGGGCUGGGCUGAGGUAGCCAUGUAUAAAUAGUGUGAUCUCAAAUUGAAAGGCAUAAAUAACAGCAGGAGUGAUCUAACCCUAUACAGCCCAUCUUCUACGUGCAAAAACAGCGUGCGGAGGACGGCCACAUCUCCGAUUGAAAACAAGUGGAUCUCUGUGGAUAAGAUCACCGGGCAGCCAUGGAAGAACUUACGGCUUUUGUAUCCAAAUCUUUUGACCAGAAAAGCAAAGAGAGCAGCAGCGGCAGUGGCAGCGGCAACAAGAAGGAGACGAUCACGUACAGGGAAGUUUUGGAGAGUGGGUUGGCUCGCUCUAGGGAGCUUGGAAACUCUGAUUCUAACCUGCAGGACAUGACCGAGAGCAGCAACCAUUGCCCGGUGCAUCUUUUCAAAGACCACGUAGAGAGCGACAAGGACAAACUGAAGGAGUUCAACACGGGCAGGACAGCGGAAGGGAUCUACGAAUGCAAAGAGAAGAGAGAAGAUGUGAAAUCAGAAGAUGAAGACGGACAGACCAAGCUUAAACAAAGGAGAAGCAGAACCAAUUUCACACUAGAGCAGCUGAACGAGCUGGAAAGACUUUUUGAUGAGACUCACUAUCCAGAUGCCUUCAUGAGGGAGGAACUAAGCCAGAGGCUGGGACUGUCUGAAGCUAGGGUUCAGGUCUGGUUCCAGAACAGGAGAGCAAAGUGCCGAAAGCAGGAAAACCAGAUGCACAAAGGUGUGAUCCUGGGAACCGCCAGCCAUUUAGACGCCUGCAGAGUAGCCCCCUAUGUGAAUAUGGGAGCCCUGAGGAUGCCUUUCCAACAGGUCCAGGCGCAGCUGCAGCUGGAGGGCGUGGCCCACGCGCACCCGCACCUGCACCCGCACCUGGCGGCCCACGCGCCCUACCUGAUGUUCCCGCCGCCGCCCUUCGGGCUGCCCAUCGCCUCCCUGGCGGAGUCCGCCUCCGCCGCCGCCGUGGUGGCCGCUGCCGCCAAGAGCAACAGCAAGAACUCCAGCAUCGCCGACCUGCGGCUGAAGGCCCGCAAGCACGCCGAGGCCCUGGGGCUCUGACACGCUUCCCCCGAGCCCCACUUCACACCCCGCCCCGGGUGCCCGCGGCGGGCGGGUGUGUGACCCGCACGGACCGCCGCUCUGCCCCCCCGCUCCUCCUCAUCCUCCUCCUUCCUGGCCGCAGGGCGAGCAGCGAGCGCUCCGGCCGCCCUGCCGCCUUAUCUCUUUUUUAUUUUAUUCUAUAUUUUUGUUUUGUUUUGUUUUUAUUUCUUUCCCGUUCCCCGAGGUCUGCGAGCGCUCGGCGGCUGCGCCCUCCCGCCACUCCGCUCGCCCGCUCGGCCCCAGGGACUCGGCGGCCGGGAGGUGCCGCGUGGCGCGGUGGGGACGCUCCGCCCGCCGCGGGCCCGCGGACUCAACACACGCGAGCAGCAGACACCCACCCGCGAGUCAGAGACUCCUCGGAGGACAAAGUAGGUGGGAGGAGAGAGAAAAGAGAGUUUAAAAAAAAAAUCACAAAAAGAGAAAAAAAAAAAAAAAAGAAAGGAAACGAUCUCUAAAUUAUGUUAAUCUGUGAACAUUGGGGACACUUUGGAUUUUUGACCCUGGCAAAAGUGAUCGCUCCGGCAUAACGUCAUCUGCUGCUGUCAGUUUUGCUACCUUGUGCAUGUGUCAAACUAAACACGUUUUGAAGAUCAGAAAUAUAUUAGAACAAAACGAAACAAAACAAAUAGUAAUAAUAAUAAAUAAUAAAUCCUUGGGGCUGGUCUCCAUUAAAGAUGACAUUUCUUUGUUGCCAACAGUAUUAUUUCACUGCCAUGAAUCUCUUCCAUCACUGAGGAGCUGCUGCUGCUGCAGAACUGGUUUGAAUUUAAAUGUGGAAUUUCAGAUCUGAGGCAAGGGCAGGUUUUUAUUUUCCUUCUUUUCUUUCCUAAAAAAACCAAACCAGCAAUAACAAAAAAGUGUGUCUCAAAUGGCUAUGUCCUUUGAAAGGAGAAAAAGAGAGAGACUAGAAUUUACUAAUUGUUAGUGAUAACUUGAAAGAUGGGAACAAUAAGAAAUGCACCUGUUUUGCCAGAAUUACCUGAACUCAAAGAGAUGUAUUGUGCCAUAGAAACAGGUCAGUUUUUCAUUUUUUCCCCCAAAUGCCUAGAUCUUUGAAUCAGAAUCUCACUGUUUUACAGGAUGUUGAAAGAAUGAAUUAUAUGUCAAAGAUGGACAUACGGUUUUAAGGCAUAAUACUGAUGCAGCAUUAAUUUUAGUGAAAUGCAAUUAAGUGCAGUAAAGUGCAAUACUGUAAAUAUUAUAGAUUAAAAAAAAAUAGCCGUACUUAUUCUGUUAAUAACCGAUUCUACAAGAUCUAUAACUUAAAUCCGUUACACUCAGACUGGUGCAUUGCAGCUCCUUGCCAAAAUGACAGUCUGAGUCUUCUAUGAAUGGAUAAAGUUAUAUGUAUCACAUAUGGGAAAAGGUAGAUACUAUAAUUUCUAGUCAACUUAAUGUGCCAUAUUUCUGCGAAGCAGGCUGAAAAGUCUGUAUGACACUUUCACACGAUUUUAAGUAAAAAACAAAGCAACAAACCCAAACAAACUAAAACAACCCAUAGAAGUGUUCGGUAGAAGAGCACAAGUUCAAUAUUUUGCCAUUUUAAUUUUUGCCUGUGAUUUGGACACCAAGCAGUAAGCUAGUGCUUAAGCAGAUUAACUACUACAAAUCCAGCAAGGAUGGAGAGUGGAGAAAUUCUUCAAAUUAUAUUUCCAAAGUGUCUGGGUUUACUGACCCUCCUCCCCAGUUCUACAUUUUCUGUUAUUCACUUCUAAUUAGAUUCGGGGUUUUUUAAAAAUUUUCACUGGGGAGGAGAGAGGAAGGUACAAAUAGUGGUCUUGUCUUCAUCUAACAAGAUAGUUAUUUGUUGCCUUUGCUAACCAGGUCUGUGUUGAUGGAAGGUUAUCCUCUGAAUAGCACCAUUAUUAGGCCUGCUUUUUAUGUCUCGUUUAGCAAUCCAUUACUAGUUUUGGCUUUUGCUGAUAUUUAUCAAAUCCAAAUAUUACUGUAGGACAAAAAUUCAUGCUUAGGAUAAUUUUUAGAGACUUUUCUUCUUUUUUGUGUUUUGUUUUUUUUUUUUUUUUCUCCUUCAAUUUUUGAUAUUUUCUAGCAAGCAAAUUUCUGGAAUGUCAAAAUUGUGCCAUUUCCCUUCUAUUUAUUACAUGAGAAGUAGUUAAUAUCUUGGAUUUGCUGGGGCUGAUAAAAGUUGCCUGCCUUUUUUUGCCUCUCUGUGAAAGUCUAGUACCUUUUAAAAGCAAGGCCAAAAUAUAAAGGUAGCAUUACUUGUUGCUGAGAAAUACAGACCAAAUCUGAGGCAAUUAACAAUUUCUUAUUGAAACAAGACAUUGUCUAGAAAGUAAAAUGUUAUUCAUGAUGAUGUAUGAAAUUCUGGCUAAAAUGAGAAAUAUUUGAAGUAGUUCCAGCACUUCUAAAAUGCAGAUCUGAAAAAGAAUAAACAUUACCAUAAAGGUGGUUUAGGCUAUAGUAAGUAACCUGUUGUAAUGGACACCCACAGCCAUUGAAGGAGAAUUAGAUAUACAGUGUUGAAGACCAAAGGCAAAGAGCUAUCGACUGAAUAGGGACUGCUUGUUAUCUGUACCUGUAAUCUAAUUUUUAGCCCUUCAAAUCCUCUUUUGAGAAAUUAAGAGAGGCUUACAUGAUUUUUUUUUGCAGUCCUGCGCUGGACUUUCAGAAAGGAGUGAUUUUUACCCUCAAAUAAUUCCAUAGAAUGAACUUAUUGAAGUUGUAGGGUUGGGAUAUGAAUUUUCUCAGUCAUCUGAGAUGCUGACAAGUGCUACCAAUCUCAGUGUUACACAUACAAUAUGCAUCCACUUUGUAUGGGAAGGAAUAACUUUCUACCUUUGUUGUUCUAGAUACAAACACAGCAAAAAAAGCCUGUAGACUUCUCUCAGAAAUUUUACUUCUUUAUUGUAUUCAAAAACCAGCGGCAACAUGAAUAUAAUUCCCUGCUAAGAUGAAACAAGGCUGGUAGUGUAGCAUACAUCUUUGCAGAAUGAAAUAUUCUUACUUUUUUUCUGAGUGCUUUCAAUGGAUGUCUCAAGGACAGUCUUGCUCUCUACCACAGAAGGGAAGAAGGUGGCAAGAUUUAUCAGCUUAGCCUGCUUUGAAGGAGGUACCACAGCUCAGCCUGGGGAGAGGGGCAGGGUCUUGCUGGGAAUCUAUCAAGGUGCUUCAUGCUGCUCUUGCAUUUCAUUUAGCAUGAAAGGAAAUGAAAAUGUGCGCUGUGUAAGGGUUGUUGCCAAAACUGGUUCUGCUUUGCUUUCUUUAAUGGGCCAAUUACAUUAAUGAGGGUAAAAAAGCUUUGCCUUGUUUUGGAUGAUGCACACAGGUAACCUCCUCUUCUUAUCAUCUUUACAUCAUUGGGAAGAAAUGAGGCAUCCUACCUGGCCUAUCAUGUAUUGGACUGUACUUUUCUCUAAGUCACUGUGGCUCCAUUCACCAUAUGGAGCUCCAGUGAUCUGUACAAGCUGAGAAUUUGGACCAAAGCAUCUACUCCAUCUCUGUUAAUGUGUGGUCUCUUUUUGUUCGUUUGUUUGUUUUGUUUUUGUUUUUUGUUUUCUUAAGUAGGUUGGAGGUUGAAGAUAACAUAGUCAUGGUCCUGAAG